Molecule: messenger RNA, 610 nt
Organism: Linum tenue
Lineage: Eukaryota; Viridiplantae; Streptophyta; Magnoliopsida; Malpighiales; Linaceae
Source: the annotation of a GenBank genome assembly
GAGUUGAGAAGGAGAAGAGGACAUGAAAAAUACUGCAAUGAAGUUUGUUUUUCUUGUCAUUGCUCUCUUAAUUUUUACAACUGGUCGGGAGAUGAGAGUUGUAGAAGGAAGGGGGCCCGUAAUCUCAUUGAGAUGCGGUACCGUGAGUGAUUGUGGCAAUGAUUGUGAUGAAAUAACAGGUUGCGAUUGGUGUGAAUGCAUACAAAACCGAUGUACGUGUAUGGAUAAUCCUCCAUCUUCUCGAACUAAUGGUGUCUAUGAUCCUCUGUUGUCCUGAAUCAUAGAAAUAUAUCAUAAUCAGUUUGUAGAAUAAAGGGAGAGUAAAGACCAAUCUUUUUUGUUGUUUCAUCUUCCUUUGAGUAUAAUAGUUGAUAGAGCCACUACUCUAAACGUUUUCUUCAAUCCCUAAAUUUUCAUCUUUGUUGACGCCAAUACUGUGAGAGAUUGCAAUUUGCAGAGGUUCCUCAACCAUGGUGACAAAGCUGAAACGUAUCGGAGAAAUCAGUCUACCGCUAAAGGCCUUAUGGGUUGUUUUGUUGUCUUGUUGUGGUUGAUUUUCUGCUUAAUUAACUUCUGUGGUUGAUAAUGAUAUUGGACCUGUCGAUUGUGG